AGGUAGAAGGGCCUUUUUACAUAUUCAUAUUGCGAAAUACCUGGUUUAUGUCCUAAUUCUCAGAUAAGGAAUCUGCAGUGAUGGCCACCUGUCACUCCUCUAAACCCACAGAUCCAAUGGCUGUCCCACCUUCCUACAGCGACUUGGGGAAAUCUGCCAGGGAUGUGUUCAAUAAGGGCUAUGGAUUCGGAAUGGUCAAGCUAGAGCUGAAGACCAAGUCUUCCAGCGGAGUGGAAUUUACGGCAACUGGGUCUUCCAACACAGAUACUGGGAAGGCUUCGGGGAAUCUAGAGACCAAAUACAAGCUCAAAGACUGUGGACUUACGUUCACUCAGAAAUGGAACACGGACAACACGCUGGGAACAGAAGUGUCCGUGGAGGAUCAGUUGGCUGAAGGAUUGAAGGUGGCCCUCGACACUGUAUUCGUACCAAACACAGGGAAGAAGAGUGGAAAGUUGAAGACCUCCUACAAAAGAGAAUAUGUAAAUCUAGGCUGCAACAUAGACAUUGAUCUCUCUGGACCAACCAUCUACGGCUGGGCAGUGCUGGGCUACGAAGGUUGGCUUGCUGGCUACCAGAUGGCUUUCGAUACAGCCAAAUCUAAACUGUCACAAAAUAACUUUGCCUUGGGAUACAAGGCAGGAGACUUUCAGCUGCACACUAAUGUGAACGAUGGCACUGAGUUUGGUGGGUCAAUAUAUCAGAAGGUUAAUGAUAAGGUUGAGACAUCAGUAAAUCUUGCCUGGACUGCUGGGAGUAACAAUACACGGUUUGGGAUUGCUGCUAAGUACCAACUGGAUGAGAAGACUUCCGUUGUGGCUAAAGUGAAUAACGCCAGCCUGAUUGGACUUGGUUACACUCAUUCCCUUCGACCUGGUGUAAAGCUGACCCUCUCAGGUUUGAUUGACGGCAAGAAUUUCAGCGCUGGAGGUCACAAAGUUGGGCUAGGCUUCGAGCUGGAAGCUUAAUGCAGUUUUGAGGAAAGCAAGAGCUAGACCCCGACAUGAAGAAAAUGUAUCCCCAGAGGGUUUUGGCCUUAACAUUAUUCCGCUAUUUCAAAAAGUGUGAACUUUGACUCUUCCAAAGAAUUGCUUUUAACCCAACACUGAAGUCCAGAAGGUGCAAACACCUCCAAGGAAGAUACUUGAAGGCAUGCAUGGAAGUUGUAAUGUUUGUGCCACAUUUCAGUCUAGUUCCUCCUGUUUUAAUUGGGCUCCUAAAAACAGCAUCUUGUUACCAAGGAAGAACCCCCUACAUCUCCCCUCUAGUAUAUUGCAUCCUGCAUGUCUUAGACUUCACCACCUUUUAUAGAAAUUGUCUCCGUGUUGUAGUGGAAACGUUGGUUCUUCAUCAGAGCGAAAUAAAACCAGUCACAGUUGGAACAU
This is a messenger RNA of Tinamus guttatus (white-throated tinamou), 1385 nucleotides long. RefSeq names its product voltage dependent anion channel 3 (gene VDAC3). NCBI's taxonomy places the organism in Eukaryota, Metazoa, Chordata, Aves, Tinamiformes, Tinamidae. Gene Ontology annotation, molecular function: voltage-gated monoatomic anion channel activity. Gene Ontology annotation, cellular component: mitochondrial outer membrane. The record is from RefSeq and is a predicted model, not a curated record. Gene Ontology annotation, biological process: monoatomic anion transmembrane transport.